Messenger RNA from Rubroshorea leprosula, 567 nucleotides. The record is from the annotation of a GenBank genome assembly. NCBI's taxonomy places the organism in Eukaryota, Viridiplantae, Streptophyta, Magnoliopsida, Malvales, Dipterocarpaceae.
AUUUGUGUUAUUUUUUCAAAAAAAAAAAAAGAAGAAAAAAAAGAUUCUCCUGUAAUGUUAUUUAUUGGCGUGGCUCUGAUGAUAAAAUAGAAGAUCAUGAAAGCAAAAAUUGCGAUGAAGAGGAUCGAGAAUGCAGCAAAUAGACUCGUGACCUUUUCCAAGCGUCGAAAUGGGCUGCUUAAGGAGGCUUUUGAGCUUUCUGUUCUCUGUGAUGUCAUGUUGCAGUUAUCAUCUUCUCACAAAAAGGAAGACUUUAUGAGUUCUCAUGCUCCGUUAUAUAUCAAGAAUGGCUCUCGUGAUAUGCUUUGCUACUGGAACAAAUCCAUCUGAGUACGUUUGGCCUUUCUCAAACAUGUCUGUUAUGGUUUGCAAAAGCUUUGCUGCUAGGAACUAGAAACUGUAAUUUUAGUUUUUAGCCUGCCACCAUUUCAAUUUACAUAUUAAUUAGUAGAAAUUAAAUCUGGAACUAGUUUUUGUCCUUUUCUUUAUAUAUAGUGUAUGAUAUCACAUAUGCUUUAGGAAUUAUGUUAAACCCUCCAAUCUUCACAAUAAAAAUUUGAGACUGCC